AUGACAUACUUCCUUUGGAUGGAAAUGAACCAAUCUGAUCAAGGCAUCUUCAUUAGCCAACAUGCCUUUACUUUGAAGAUUCACAACAGAUUUUGGAUGACAAAAUGUAAAACAGUCAGCACACCAGUGGCUCAAGGGGAGAAGUUGACUAGUAGUGGGAAUCAAGAGAGGGUUGAUGAGAAGGAGUAUAGAAGAUUGGUAGUUUGCUUGCUUUACUUAACAGCUACUAGGCCUGUUAUCAUGUAUGCUGUUAGUCUUCUAUCCAGAUUUAUGCAUUGCUACGAUUUUGUUCAUUUUAAAGCAGCAAAGAGAGUUCUCAGAUAUGUGAAGGGAACUUUGGAUCAUGGAGUGAAGUUUGAGAAGGAAAAAGUGCUCAAACUAAUAGGGUAUUCAGAUAGUGAUUGGGUAGGGUCCAUUGAUGACAUGAAAAGUACCUCAGGAUACUUUCUUACUCUUGGCUCAGAGGUUUUCUGUUGGAGCUCAAAGAAACAACAAAUUGUUGCUCAAUCAGCAGCUGAAGCAGAGUAUAUUGCAGCUGCUGCAGCUGUUAAUCAAGCCAUUUGGCUUAGAAAGUUGCUGUGUGAUUUAAAUGAAGAACAAACUCAAGCUACUGAGAUCAGAGUUAAUAAUCAGUCAAUAGUUGCUAUAGCUAAAAAUCCUAUUUUUCAUGGAAAGACCUAA
Messenger RNA from Gossypium arboreum, 681 nucleotides. RefSeq names its product secreted RxLR effector protein 161-like. NCBI's taxonomy places the organism in Eukaryota, Viridiplantae, Streptophyta, Magnoliopsida, Malvales, Malvaceae. The transcript has a single exon. The record is from RefSeq and is a predicted model, not a curated record. Bases 1 to 681 code for a protein of 226 amino acids.